CUCGAGAAGCGCACGUGCCUUCGUUACAUGUCAGCUGCGUCUAUUUACCCUGCCUGCCAGUCGGACCAUCCAGGUGUAUCCGGCUGAGGCUUUUGGGACCUUACUAGGAGAACGGCGACAAAGUACCAGUAGGAGAUUCAAGAUUCAUGGAAUACCUAAAUCCAGGUCCAAUCUGUGGUUGAUAAUGCAACCAGACAAAGAUACCUUUAGUCAUGUUCAGUCAUCUGGUGGAAAAGCUGCUCUGUUGUAGCUGAGAGCUAGUGCUAUGGAGUCUGCAUUGUUGAAUUUGGACUUGCCAUCAUCUCUUGUCAUGAAGGCAGAGAAAGAAAUACAAGAGAUAGCUGCAAGGCGGGAUAGAGAUGUUCAGGCCUUCAAGGACAUGAUACAAAAAGAAGAAAGCCUUGAUGCCUGUCUGGAUGACAGAUUCCUCAUUCGAUUCCUCAGGGCUCGCAAAUACAACCAUGAUCGUGCCCUAAGAAUGCUAAAAACAUACUAUGCAAUGAAGGCUGCCUACCCAACACUAUUCACUCAGUUGCAACCCUCUCUCCUGACAUCAGUUUGGAGCCAGAAUAUAUAUCAUGGCUUGACCGAUCAGGAUGAUGAAGGAAGAUCUGUGAGCAUUCUUCAGCUAGGUUUAUGGGACCCAAGUGUGAGCAGUGUGGAGGAGAUGUUUCGUGCUGUCCUUGCAUGUCUAGAAUAUGCAAGCAUGGACCCUUCAAUACAAGUGUGUGGUGUUGUGGGCAUUUUUGACUGCAAAGGUCUAGCUUUUCAUCAUGCUAAACAUUUCACCCCUUCUCUUGCUCAGAAAGGUGCUUCUGUUCUCAAGGAUUGCUUCCCUAUUCGAUUCAAGGGGAUUCAUGUUCUGAAUGAGCCCCUCAUAGUUGACAUGCUAUUUUCAAUGCUGAAGCCAUUCCUCAGUACCAAGAUCUUGACUCGAUUCCAUUUUCAUGGAGAAAACCUUGAGAGUCUUCACCAACAUGUACCUAAAAGGAUCUUACCAUGCCUCUAUGGAGGGGAGAAGCCAACACUUGAUGGUUCAUAUCAUCUUCAAAAACUAAUGGAUUUUGAGCAAUGGCUUAAAGAUUUGGACAAUUAUGGUUACCAGAGCAAAGUGCCUGCAAAAAAGGUCCUCAACUCAGGGAAGGGCAACAUUUUUACUAGAUAUUUCUUUUCCUGAGGCAGGUUGUGAAAAUUUUAGCCUUCAACUAUGCUUGUGAUACUUGCAGCAGGGUCAUGUUAUGGAUCCUCUCUCAUGAGCUAACAUCCAGUUCACACUUUUUGUUGGUAUCUCAAUCUUUUUUGCAAGCAUUCUCUCAACUCAAAGUCAUUACUUGAAAUGUGUUAUGUCAUAGAAAUAUUGAGGGAUCUUUUUAGGGGGUUAUUCAAGUUUGCUUAUUUAUUUCUAUAAUUUGAAAAAGAAAGUAUGUUACAUAUGAUACUUUAGCAUCAUAUGUCACCGGUGUCUUUCUCAGAAGUAUCAUAUUUCACAUUUUUAUUCCAGUGAUGUUGUAGAGCUUUAUCUUCUUACUCUCAUUCUAUUGUUUCCAAGAGAGGGUCCAGUUUAGAAGUAGUAUAUUAAAUGGAAUUAGCUGAAACUGUGUUCCUGGAUGAAGUUACUAUGUGGUAUCUUUUGGUUUAAAAAAAAAAGAAGUUUCAUCAGAAGUAUGAUGUAAUUUGCAGCUCAUAUGCCAUUUAAGUACUGGUAAGUACAGUAAUGAUUUUAUUGGAAAAAAGAUUCUGCUAUGCACUGAUCCUAAACUUGAAAGAUUCUGCUUUAGAUUCAAUGACCCAAGAAAAUUUGGAAAUUGUUUAUAUCAGGUCUUGCUCGUGAUGUCGAAAUUAGCCCUGAAUGUAAUGUGCAAGAUAGCAAAUGCAAUUAUUUUCCCUGUGAACAUGUGAUAACAUUUUUCUUUAAUGGUUUUAUGAAUCUUUAGCCUACUCUUUUCAUGUAGUCAGUGGAAAUGCAUUCCAUACAUACGUUCCCUUUUUAUUUUUGCUUGACCUUUCUGAGUUGCAAAUUGCAGGUUGGAUUUCUUGCAGUAUAUGAAACCUUGAAUUUGGGUGCUUCAUGAAAUACUUACUAUGUAAGUGCUAUGUUGCUUUUGUGAUGUUUUUCUGUUUCUUCAAGGGAUGCAUUUUGGAGUGAUUUCACAAGAUCAUAAUCAAGAUCAUUCAUUGUUGCAUUCCUAGAAAUAAAAGACUUAUCAU
Molecule: messenger RNA, 2208 nt
Organism: Darwinula stevensoni
Lineage: Eukaryota; Metazoa; Arthropoda; Ostracoda; Podocopida; Darwinulidae
Source: the annotation of a GenBank genome assembly